This is a messenger RNA of Strongylus vulgaris, 426 nucleotides long. The record is from the annotation of a GenBank genome assembly. Lineage: Eukaryota; Metazoa; Nematoda; Chromadorea; Rhabditida; Strongylidae.
AUGCUGGCAGAGAACCCUGCAAUUCUGCUGGUGGCUACUAUUGACCACAUCAAUGCGACUCUCCUUUGGACUAGCGUUUUGCUUGAUUCCUUCCAAUGGGUUUACUGCCACGCGGACACAUUCGCGUUCUCCACGGAAGAGUUGCUCGCUGGGCAUUCUUCUUUGCUUGGUCUCAAUCCAAAAAAUACCCACUCGGCCCACUCAUUAUCCUCCCUUGACGUUUUGUGGCAGUCUUUAGCCACUAAUUCUCGUUCAAUUUUCCGACUUUUUUACGCGAUGUUCUUCUCAACCAAUGAGCCUGUCUCGUUUUGGGAUCUCUUCAGCGCAGCUAAGGAUGAGUUUCUAGUGUCCUCGGAUACUGCGUUGCGGCAGCAGUUGGUUGAGUUCAGCGAUCAUCGAGUGUUAAGGUAUGCGUUUCAUUUCUAU